AUUAUUACAUAUUAGAUAGAUUACAGUUUUGCCUAAAAAUGGCCGCCCCUCGUGCCAUGAGAGACAAUGAUACUGCUUUAUGGCUUCAUAAUAAGCUGGGUUCCGCUGAGGAACUCUGGGUUUCGUCAAGCAUUGGUGGAAUUAUAAAAACUGACACAAUUGACAAUAUAUUCCGCUGUUUUUCUGUCUUAUCGACAACAGUAAAAAUGAAGCUCUUAUUGGGAAUAUUACAUCUUCCUCGAAGAAGUCUAGAAGAGAUGAAACAUACUAUUGAUGGGCUAGUGGAACUUGCUUUAGACGACGGCGACCAGUGGGUAAAACUUGUUGCCAACGUGGUAAAAACUUACCCAAUGAGGUGUAAGUUGAGUCUUGAUUUGAGCUCAAAUCAAAUCGCGGAAAAUGUCAUUCACCAGUUGGAAGAAAAAGUUCGGGAUUCUGAUGUUUUUGCAACUUUGCCUUUAGAGUGUCAAUACGUUAAUAAAAAUGCACUUCAAAAUUUGGUCGGUAAUCAACCCCCUCCGCAGAGACAUUUUGCGCUUAAAAGAAAGCCGAAGUCCGCUGCAUUGAGAGUGGACUUGAUGCAGAAGUCAACUAAUGCGUCAAGUCAAGUUAAAAAGGGUGUAUCGAACAAAAUGGUUCCUGUAAAACAUAGAGACAUGACAAGAAAGCUUUCGGAUGCAAGUCCUAUGAGGGGAAUACCAAAAACACCGGCUGGUGCACAUCGAGCUGAAGGAUUCAGGACGCAGUCGACUCCAGGCUCUCACAUGACACCUGGUGGGGCUAGCAGAACAGCGUCGAGAUUUUCAUCAAGAGCAGAGCGAGGAACAAAAUUGCUGGAUAUUUCUGAGCAACCUCUCGGAAUUCGAGAACAGAAAAGACGAAAGAAGCAACAGCAGGAAGAUGACAGUUCACAGCAGACUCAGCCUGAAGAAAAAAUGGACGAAACACCGGAGUAUGCCGCUGGUCUCGUCCCUCCAACAAUGGCACAAUCUACUGCACCCGAGGAAGAGCCAUCGGUUCCAACAGAUGCAAAUGAUGACACAGAUGAGGCAGAUGAAGAUCAACAAGAAGAAAUGGAGGAUGAAGAUGAAUACUCUGCUCAUUAUAGCCCUGCAGAAUCACCAACCAACAAAAUGCCGGUUAAUUAUAGUUCUAUUGACCAAGAAGAAAUGCCUGCCCCGCCUUCAGCCCCACCCCCUGAACCAACUAAGAAAAAUCCGCCAAUUGAAAAACGUCCUUCGAUUGAAGAUUAUCCUGUAUAUGCAAUGCCUGCAACACCUUCGCCGUAUUUUAAACCGACGCCAACUCCAGCUCAUAUUAUUACUUCUCCUUCACAUUCUAAACCGGCUUUAUCAAGUCCAAACACCCCAUCUUCUCACACCUCAUCAUCUAGCACUUCAUCUAGCAGUCCUUCCCCCGCUCGCAGAACGCAAGAGCAACCAACAAAUAUUCCGAGUCCAGUAAGGGUUAUGCAAAGCCCACAAAUCACACAGAAUAAGCAAAUCAGUCCUGUGCACUCUCAACCCCAGCAGACAAAUUUAUCACUUCCAAAAAACACUCAAAACUUUCCUCAAGUACCAAGGUUCUAUUCCCCACCUGUACAAAACCAGCCAAGAUUACAUACCCCUUCUCAGCCCCAGAUUUCACAACAACAGCAGCAGCAAGUCUCAAUACAACAACCAACAACGGUGCUACAUGGUUACCCUGCAGGAAUUUAUCGUACUCAAGUACCGGUGCGACCUGGAAUGCCUUAUAUUGUAUCUCCUAAUAUGGUGCAACGUAGCGUACAAAUCCCUGCACAAACUAUAAGAUUCGCUCCUUCCGCAAACGAAGGACAAAUUCGAAGUUCAAUUCCCGGCUUACAAACAGCUGUUUCGAGUAACCUACAACACCAGUUACAAUUACAGCAGCAUGCUCAACAGCAGGCUGCAGCAGCAGCAGCUCAGCAAGCUGCACAGCAAGCCCAACAACAGCAGCAACAGAAAAAGACUUUGACACUUACACGUGAGCAGUGGUACCAAGCACAAGAAAUGUUCCGAAACGCUAACAGACUAACUAGACAAGAGAAGUCGAUUAUAUUAGGUUUUAUGGCGGGGUCAAGGGACAACCCCAACCCAGAUAAGGGUGAUGUGGUGCAAAUUACUCUCUCUGAGCAUGAGCAAACUGUACAGAACCCUGUUGGUGGAAGCUUGAUUCCUGUUGUGGUUGAAACUUAUUUUGAAAUGAAUUAUAGGACUGGUACCACUGCUAAAAAACAAAGAUUAAAACAAGUGGUGGCUCGGUAGUAUUUUACAUAUAAAAUAAAAUUAUUGCAAUUCUUA
Messenger RNA from Styela clava, 2321 nucleotides. The record is from RefSeq and is a predicted model, not a curated record. Lineage: Eukaryota; Metazoa; Chordata; Ascidiacea; Stolidobranchia; Styelidae.